This is a messenger RNA of Nilaparvata lugens (brown planthopper), 3046 nucleotides long. RefSeq names its product PCI domain-containing protein 2 (gene PCID2). NCBI's taxonomy places the organism in Eukaryota, Metazoa, Arthropoda, Insecta, Hemiptera, Delphacidae. The record is from RefSeq and is a predicted model, not a curated record. Gene Ontology annotation, molecular function: double-stranded DNA binding; RNA binding. Gene Ontology annotation, cellular component: transcription export complex 2. The transcript has 6 exons. The coding region runs from base 1 to 1020 and encodes 339 amino acids. Gene Ontology annotation, biological process: post-transcriptional tethering of RNA polymerase II gene DNA at nuclear periphery; poly(A)+ mRNA export from nucleus; transcription elongation by RNA polymerase II.
AUGUUUGCCGUGCAGCAGCCGGAGGCCACAUUGAACAUUUGUAAGAAUCAAAAUUCGAGGAAGAAACAGUUUUGGGCAGCAUGCAGCUACCAACAGGCCGUGAUGCAAGCACUGGGCAAACAGUUGCAGCAGCUGAAGGACGACAACUGGCUGCUGCCCGUCAUGGCCACCGUCUGCCUCGACCUGCGGCUGACCGCCAUCAAGGCCGACCACAACAAACCGCCGCACUGCCUCGAGAAGGCCGCAGAGGCGCUCAUGACCUGCUUCCGCAUCUGUGCGGCUGACAACCGAGCAUCGGACCGCAACACAAAGAAGUGGGGUAUGCUGGCGCUGGUGAAUCAGCUGUUCAAGGUGUACUUCCGCAUCAACAAGCUGCACCUGAUGAAGCCACUGAUCCGCGCCAUCGAGUCAUCGCCGCUCAAGCACCGCUACCUCAUCAGCCAGCAGAUCACCUAUCGCUACUAUGUCGGCCGCAAGGCGCUCUUCGACAGCGACUACACUUCAGCUAACGAGUACUUAUCAUUUGCCUUUGAGAGAUGCCACAGAAUGUCGAAGAAAAACAAAAGAUUGAUCCUCAUCUACCUUGUGCCUGUCAAGAUACUGCUGGGGUACAUGCCGACGAAAGCAGUGCUGGAGAAGUACGAGCUGCUGCAGCUGUGGGAGGUGGUGGAAGCGGUGAAGUGCGGUAGGGUCCGCCAGCUGGUCCAAGCCAUGCAGAACCAUCAGGCCUUCUUCAUCAAGUGCGGCAUAUUCCUCAUCUUGGAAAAGUUGAAGAUCAUCACCUACCGCAAUCUCUUCAAGAAAGUGUCUUUGGCGCGCAAAACGACAGUGAUCAACAUGUUGGAUCUGUUGGCAGCCCUGCGAAUAAUGGAGGGACCCGACAUUGACCUGGAGGAAGCACACUGCAUUCUUGCCAACCUCAUCUACGAGGGCAAAGUGAAGGGUUACAUCUCCUACGCGCAUCAGAAGGUCGUGCUCAGCAAGACUGACCCGUUUCCCAAGCUCAGCACACUUGCCUAGCAAAUUUACCACAAUAUUUACUUGAUAAAUAAUUGUCAGGGCGCCAUUACAUAGCGUCAAAACUACGGCGAACCUUUAGUGAGGUUCACGUUAUAAUGGCAGUGAAGAAAGAUACGUGAACUACGCUGCCAAAUUGACUCCAUUUUGCCACUGAGUGUACACAGCUGUUAUUCAAUUCAUGCCAUUAAAUUUGAUCUGAUAUUAAUUUUAAUUCCCUUGAUAAAAUAAUCAAUUUCAUGUCAAAUUGAUUAAAUUCAUUAAUAAAAUAUAUUUCUUAUAAUUUGGUUCUAAACUUUGCUUUCAUAACUGAGAUCAGAUUUACAAACCUGAAAUGGCGGCUUUUUUGUAAAGCUGUGAUACACCAAUAUGAACAUCAAAACAAUAGCAAUUGAGUUAUUCUAUUCCAAUUUCUUUCUAAAAUAGUAGAAAAAUAGAAAUCUUAUCUAUUAAAAUAAAAUUUCAAUGAUAAAUUCUGAAAUACCCUUUCAAUUUUAUUUAUACCGGUACCAUUGUAGGCCCAACCUAUUCUGGUAAACUGAAGCAUGGACAAUGUCUACGAUGGUCUCAAAGUUAUAAACUUUUAAAGUGUCAUUUCAAGUAUAAUUUGUGUUUCUCAUAAGGUAAUAUCUAGAAAUUAUUCCAUGUAUUCAAAAAUAUUUUCAAAAUCAAUUAUACGACUCCUCUACUUCAGCAUUUUGUUAUAAAUCAAAAUAAAACAUGGCGGCUGAGGAUUGUUUGUCUUCUUCUGUACAGUCACUGUCAAAAGUGAAAUAAAAUAUUUCUGGCCAACUGGCAACAUUGCAAAGCUAGAGAGAGAUAGCGCUAUCUGUUUUGUUGCAUGUUAGACAAGAAUAACAACACUAUUGACAAUCGUACACUGCCAUUAUAACGUGGACCUCGCUAUAGGGUAGAAGGGAGCGGAGACUUAGAUACAUAGACCCGGUUGCACAACUGCCGAUUAAAUUUUAACCGUGAUUAAUUUCACGAGAACCAAUCAGAGAAGGCGUUUUUGAAAAGACGGCUUCUCUGAUUGGUACUCGUGGAAUUAAUCACGGUUAAAAUUUAACCGGCUAUUGUGCAACUGGCACAUAGAGUAAGUGUAGCAUAAGAAGAUAUCCCAUGGCACAGGUCGUUUAUGUUCCAAAUUUGAAGCCGAUUUUUGUUAACUCAAGCCGAUUUCUGUCUAUUAUUACUGUUUUGACCGGGUAAGAGUGAAAGAGCGGCACAUCAUGGUAGACUACCUGCGUCACAUAGCUUCACAAAACAACGUUAUAAUGGCAGUGUUCGAUUAGCAAUAGUAUUGCUAUCCUUGUCUAUCAGUCAACAAAGCGGGUAGCGCUAUCUCCUUCUCCGUUUGCUCUUUUACCAGAUCGUCUUUUAACAAUGUAGAAUUAAUCAUUAAUCAACAAAAUAUUUCAUCUUAAUUAUGAACAUUUAUUAUGAAAUUGUUGAAAAAUUUAAUUUCUUGCUUAAUGAAAUAUAAUUGAUUAUUUUAAAUGAGAAUGAACUGUUAAUAUUACAUCAAUAAACCUGUAUCAGCUACAGUCUAUAGAAGGCAUUGACAAGACAGAGAGACUCGGUAACGUUGUUCUGCUAUCUUUCUUCACUGCCAUUAUAACGUGGACCUCACUAUAGGAUUAUCAACUUGAGUUAACAUUGAAAUUUGGAACAUGAACGCUCUAUACCAUGGAAUAUCUUCUUGUGCUAUAUUUUUUCUAUGAUAUAAAUAAGAAUGGAGCUGAGAUAUUUAGAUAUAUUUUGUGCAUCAUUUCAACAUUCUCAGCUACCUUCUCUGAUACACUCUACCUUCGCCCCCCUCCACCUCUGUUUUUAUCCAUAAUCAUACAUAUCAACAUAAAUCAGAUCUUAGAUUUGUUUAUUGAAUAAACUAGUACCCUUCUUCCAUUAUUUUUCAAGUCACGUUCAAUUUCGGCUUACUAUGUGAUUCUUAAUUGUCAAAAUAAAUUAGACCAUUUAAAUUUAUGUCGAUAAUUGAGAAUGGCAUAAUCAGCCAUAACUAGUCAUG